Molecule: messenger RNA, 1545 nt
Organism: Raphanus sativus (radish)
Lineage: Eukaryota; Viridiplantae; Streptophyta; Magnoliopsida; Brassicales; Brassicaceae
Product: isochorismate synthase 1, chloroplastic-like
Biological process (GO): phylloquinone biosynthetic process
Cellular component (GO): plastid
Molecular function (GO): isochorismate synthase activity
Source: RefSeq, a predicted model, not a curated record
GUGCCAAUCGACCAGCAAAUCGGAGCAAUCGACUGGCUUCAAGCUCAGAACGAGAUCCAACCUCGCUGCUUCUUCUCCCGCCGCAGCGACGUCGGUCGUCCCGAUCUCCUCCUCGACUUGGCCAACGACGAAGAGAACUCGAACGGAAACGGACUUGGAGGCUCAUCAGGUCGCGAUUUGGUCAGCGUCGCCGGAAUCGGCUCCGCAGUGUUCUUCCGUGACCUAGACCCCUUCUCUCACGACGACUGGAGAUCCAUCCGAAGGUUUCUCUCGUCAAAGUCGCCUCUGAUUCGUGCCUAUGGUGGCAUGCGGUUUGAUCCCAACGGCAAGAUCUCUGUGGAGUGGGAACCCUUUGGCGCAUUUUACUUUGCAGUGCCUCAGGUUGAGUUUAAUGAGUUUGGUGGAAGCUCAAUGCUGGCUGCAACUCUUGCUUGGGACGAUGAACUCUCUUGGACGCUGGAGAAUGCUAUUGAAUCACUUCAGGAGACUAUGCUUCAGGUUUCUUCUGUUGUGGUUAGGUUACGGAGGGAGUCUCUUGGAGUAUCUGUGCUUAGCAAGAAUCACGUUCCUACCAAAGGGGCGUAUUACCCUGCUGUAGAGAAGGCUUUGGAGAUUAUAAAGCAGAAGAGUUCGUCUCUCAGCAAGGUCGUGCUUGCUCGCAACAGCAGAGUUAUAACAGAUACCGACAUUGAUCCCAUUGCUUGGCUUGCACAGUUACAGAGUGAAGGGCAUGAUGCAUAUCAGUUCUGUCUUCAACCACCAGGUGCACCAGCUUUUAUCGGUAACACGCCUGAGAGGCUUUUCCAAAGGAACCAGUUAGGUGUCUGCAGUGAAGCUUUGGCUGCAACUAGGCCUCGAGCAGCUUCAACGGCUCGUGAUAUGGAGAUAGAGCGUGACUUACUAACCAGCCCCAAAGACGACCUUGAGUUCUCUAUUGUACGAGAGAAUAUCAGAGAAAAGUUAAACUCUAUAUGUGACAAGGUAGUUGUUAAGCCCCAAAAGACUGUGAGGAAGCUUGCAAGAGUGCAGCACCUGUAUUCACAAUUAGCCGGGAGGCUUAGGAGGGAAGAUGAUGAGUUUGACAUCUUGGCUGCUCUGCAUCCAACUCCAGCUGUUUGUGGGCUUCCAGCAGAAGAAGCUAGGCUUUUGAUUAAGGAAAUAGAAUCAUUUGACAGAGGAAUGUACGCUGGACCUAUUGGUUUCUUUGGUGGAGAGGAGAGUGAGUUUGCAGUUGGUAUUAGAUCAGCUCUAGUGGAGAAGGGUCUUGGGGCAUUAAUCUGCGGGACAGGGAUAGUAGCAGGAAGCAACCCAACCUCAGAGUGGAAUGAGCUUGAUCUAAAGAUAUCUCAGUUCACCAAGUCAAUUGAAUCUGAGGCAACAACAACAACAACUCUGCAGCCCAAUUAAUUGAAGAGGAGUAACAACAUUUGUUUAUCUUUGUAGUGUAUGUGGAAAGGGGUUACAAUAGAGAAUCAGUGUGUAUUUUGUCUACGUUUGUAAAUAGAAAUAAUAUUUGUUGAAAGUUCAUAGGGGGUUUUCUGAUUA